AUGUUUAAUGUUAGUGUUAGGAUUUUUUGGUUAGGGCUAUGUUUCAGGGUUAAGUUUAGGGUUAAGGUUAGAUAUAGGUUUAACGUUUAAUGUUAGGGUUUGGUAUUAGAGUUAGGAUUGUUUGGUUAGGGUUAUGUUUCAGAGUCAAGUUUAGGGUUAGGUUUUAGGGUUGAGGUUAGGGUUUAGGGCUAAGGCUAGGACUGAGGUUUUAGUUUAGGUUUAGAAUUUUUUGAGUUGGGGUUAGGGCUUUAGGGCAAAGUUUAGGGUUAGGUUAUAGGGGUAAGGAUAGUGGUGGGGUUUAGGUUUAGGUUUAAUACUUUAGGGUUUAGGUUUCACGGUUAGGGUUUUAGUGUUAGGUUUUACGGUUAAGGCCGGGGUUAGGUUUUACGGUUAGCGCUUUACCCAAGGCGUUACGGUUAGAGUUGGGGUUUUAGUGUUAGGUUAGCUUCUCCAUUCCGAACUACGAACUGCGAUCUGACCGCCCCACUUCCUCGCCCAUGCAGACCAUUAACGAGAUUGAACGCGGUGGCUAGCCUUCCAAGCGAGACGACACUGCACAGACCGACAAACCCAUCCCCAUGAGAUAGCAGGAUCUCUGUUUUCAUCCAACGAAAUAACAAUGUAGCCGUAUAAGCGAACAGGCGAUAGUUGCAGGAAGCACUUCAGAACCAGAAGAAGACGCGAUCAAAAGGUUUUGUUGGGCUGACCCAGCCAUAUUUUCAAGGUCCAAGAGAUCAAAAUCCUCGCAAGGGGUGACGACCGCAUGAGCCGCGAGCUGCUGGAAUCAUGAGGCCUGCAAUUCAUCAGCAAGCGUAGUGACCUCCCGUUACCGUAUUCGGUGCUGAGACAUUCCCUGGACAGGGAAGUCAGUUACGUGGAGGGAGCGCAAGCAAGCAACCAUUCCAGUGAGCCAAAUGGCCGAGCAAUCAUCACGUCAACAUCGGGCGCGGAUAAUUAAAUUGCGGCAAUUAACGACUCGGACGCGGACGGACGAGCUAUCAUCGCCUUAAUUACGACCUCCGGCGGUGGUCGCGAGAACUGUUAAUUAAAAUACGCUUGUAGCCUCAAGGUAGUUACGUACUAUAAAUACUGAACUCUUUGUGCCCUCACUAACUUUACCCGCAACCGUCUCUGAUGAUGAUGAUGAUGAUGAUGAUGAUGAUGAUGAUGAUGAUGAUGAUGAUGAUGAUGAUGAUGAUGAUGAUGAUGAUGAUGAUGAUGAUGAUGAUGAUGAUGAUGAUGAUGAUGAUGAUGAUGAUGAUGAUGAUGGGGAGGGCCCGGACGCUCAACUAUCCUGGUGA
Spirometra erinaceieuropaei is the source of this 1301-nucleotide messenger RNA. The record is from the annotation of a GenBank genome assembly. NCBI's taxonomy places the organism in Eukaryota, Metazoa, Platyhelminthes, Cestoda, Diphyllobothriidea, Diphyllobothriidae.